AUGGCGACGAAUGGGACAAACGACUCGCUCGGCCUCACCAACUCCACUGCCUUUGACUGGGAGCCGUUCUACUACGCCGACCCGCCGUACCGAGAACUGCAGAUGGUUUGGCUGACGGCCUGUACCGUUCUGGGGGUCUGUGGGAACAUGGCGCUUCUCAUCACGGUGUCGUGCGUACAGGAGCUGAGAACGCCCGGGAACGCCCUGCUCUGCGCUCUGGCCGCCGCCGACGUCUUGCAACUCCUCGCCAAAGUCCCCCCGAGUAUGAUCUUCUUGUUUAACGGGAAAGCGCUGCCGUGUGACGGCGUCUUCGUCAUCUUGGAUACCGUGUAUUUCACCAUGGCACAGUUUUCUGUCAACAUCAUCGCGCCGAUUUCCAUCGACAGAUACUGGUACAUCUGCCAUCCCCUGAAGUACAGCGAAACUAUGACGUUACCGCGAAUCGCUCUCCUGAUUGGUCUGUCGUUCCUCUUUGCCAUUGUAACGAUGGUUCAUCCUCUACUAGAGGGACUGAACAACUACUUCAACCCGCCCUACAUGGUCUGCAAAUACCUAGGCCCAGCACGGAAGAGUAGACAGGCUAUGGUCAACGUGUUUCUCCUUCUGCCUAUGAUCACCAUGAUGUUUUGCUAUUACAGAAUUUGGCGCGAACUAAAACGACGUCAGAACCGGCACAACAACAAGAUCUGCCCCGAGACGCGCUCGGAGAUGGAGUACAGUGAGACGGUCGUCCCGACCCGGCCCAGACGCGCUCCCGCCACGGACACCCGCCGGAUAUCCUUCCUCUCGGACGGCGAUGACACCGACGAUGCCCCUGCCUUCUCCCCGGACGAUGACACCCCCAGCUCUGCCUCCCAAGCUGACGCCGUCACGACAAAAAUUUGCUUGGCUGAAGGACGCGAUAAACAGGACCAGAGUUUCCCGGAAUCUUCCGGGCAGUUCAAGCCGCCCCGGACCAGCUGGCCCUGGGAUGGAGUUCAGAUCUCCCCGGAGUUCAGAGCUCGGAUGAGGUCGGCCACCUUGGUCCUGCUGAUCGUGGUGGCCUACGUGGUCUCAUGGGCUCCGUACUUCGGCGUCCUCAUUCGCAGCAACGCGCUCGGGGACGAGGCCUCCGCCGUUACCGACGGAAGGUGGACGCGGUUCGCCGUGCUGUUUUCCCUGCUGUCCACCUUCUCCAACCCGAUCAUCUACGCCUACAGAAACCCGCAGCUUCGCGAAGGCUUCUUUGGGCUGGUCCGGAGAGGAUCACUGUAGAUGUUGUUGACAGCGGUUUGAUUGUAGAUGCGUUUGAAUUGUGAUGAACAGUGUACGGUGUAUCUUCAGCAUUAUCUAUUGAUAUCUUAUGUUAUAAUAAUAUAAAGUCAAUUGAGUGAAACCAAAAACUAUACUUCAUUCUUUAUUCCUUGAACAUCGUUUACAUCGUUGACUUGGUCAAGUGUGUUUGUAUUGAACAUAUUCAUUCUUAAUUUGAAAAGGAAGAUGCUUCGAUGUCGCUUAUAGUGUGCUAUAUGCACCAGUGUACUGUACACAGGUGUUAUAUACACAAUAAAUUGACCUAUUUGCGACGACUUCUUAGGGCUGGAGGCGACCACUGCAUACUUACAGUCAAUAGUCUGUUUGUAGACAUGUUGAAAUUGCUUUAAAAUGGUAUUGUCGAUAGUGUGCUAGUAUAUCAGCCGUUCAGAGUGUCAUCGUCUUGUUGAUGUAAUCUUGCUAACAGUGCUAACAGGUGAGUGAGUGUAACGACUGUGUAUCUACCAUUCCUUCCUGCAGUUAUUGAUAUUCUCAUUGGGUUUGCUGUCCCUCCUCUAGAAUUUCUUCAUUUUUGACAUUGUGCAGCAUACCAGUAAACAACAGACUAUUAGUAAUGGAAACUGCCUGUUAUUUAGCGGCUAAAGUUUCACUUACUCUAGAAUUAUUUCAUUUUUGACACAGUACAGCAUACAUAAUAAACUACAGACGAUUAAUUAUAAAGGAUAUAGUCUGUACUUAGCGGCAACAUUAGGCCAAAUCGUCCACUAACUGUUUCAAAACGUAUUUUACUCUGUAUCCGAUGUAGCAUCGACUUUGUAUAUACCAGAAAUAAGACAUAAUCUAAAAUGACAGAGAAACUGUUCCAACUGUUCGCCCUACAGCAACCUGUAUAGUUCGAUAUAUGUAUUGUGUGUUGCUAUUAUGCAUUGGUAAGAUCUAAUCAAACGUAAAUUGCCUGGAAGGAUAAUUUGUCUAAAUGAUUUGCACAUGUUAGUUAACC
Messenger RNA from Branchiostoma belcheri (Belcher's lancelet), 2254 nucleotides. RefSeq names its product probable G-protein coupled receptor No18. Bases 1 to 1254 code for a protein of 417 amino acids. Gene Ontology annotation, molecular function: peptide binding; G protein-coupled receptor activity. The record is from RefSeq and is a predicted model, not a curated record. Gene Ontology annotation, biological process: G protein-coupled receptor signaling pathway. NCBI's taxonomy places the organism in Eukaryota, Metazoa, Chordata, Leptocardii, Amphioxiformes, Branchiostomatidae. Gene Ontology annotation, cellular component: membrane. The transcript has 5 exons.